This is a messenger RNA of Drechmeria coniospora, 2211 nucleotides long. RefSeq lists its product as uncharacterized. The transcript is spliced from 5 exons. Gene Ontology annotation, biological process: activation of GTPase activity. Bases 1 to 2211 code for a protein of 736 amino acids. Gene Ontology annotation, molecular function: GTPase activator activity. Lineage: Eukaryota; Fungi; Ascomycota; Sordariomycetes; Hypocreales; Ophiocordycipitaceae. The record is from RefSeq and is a predicted model, not a curated record.
AUGAGGUCCCUCGAGGCGGCGCGGGCAAGGUGGGAUGCUACGAACAAAUCAGGCAGCAGCGUCGCCGACUUGCGCCGAGCCGUCGAAGAAAAUGGGCCUUUGAGUCCAUGUCUGUCAGGCUGCCGAUCCAUCUGCUGGAAGGUGCGUGGCCACACCAAGCCCAUCGCGAGGCCCACGACGCGGGCUGUGCUAACCGCCACCCCUCAGGCCUUCUUGCUCUCACGAGAGGCUCCUGACGUGAGCUGGGCUCAAGCCGUGCGCAGCGGCAGAAGGGAUUAUGGCGAGAAGAGGGAUCGCUUCUUGAAAUUCAUAGAGCACCCGGAAGCCCUGACGGAGCUCGUCGUCGACCCUCUCGCCGACGACCCCGAGUCGCCAUGGAACACGAUGCGGCGAGAUGAGGUCAUCCGUGCCGAGAUUAGGCAGGACGUGCAGAGGCUUCCCGACGAGGCCAACUACCAUCAGGACAGGAUCCAGACAAUGAUCCUGAACAUCCUCUUCGUCUACUGCAAGGCGUAUCCGAGCAGAGGAGGCUACCGUCAGGGGAUGCACGAGCUGCUCGCGCCCAUCGUGCACGUGGUCGGUCAGGAUGCCGUGGACGGUGAUGCCGGGGGCGAAGUCGGCCCGGACGACGAGUCAAUGGCCGAGGCUCUCGAUUCUUCCUUUGUCGAGCACGACGCCUACACCCUGUUCUCGCAGCUCAUGGAGCAUGCCCACGCCUUCUACGAGGUCAACGACGGGGGCGAGGCCUCGACGGGCGCACCUGCGGGCAACGGCUUUCGGGAGCAACGGUCCGCCAUUGUCGAGAGGAGCCAAGUCAUCCACCAAGUCUGUCUGCAAAAGGUCGACGAGGAGCUGGCUGCGCACCUCACGAGCGUCGACGUACUGCCGCAAAUUUUUCUCAUGGAAUUUCCCUUUGAGCAGUUUCUCGUCCUGUGGGACACCAUCUUCGCAGUCGAUGCUUCCCUCGACUUGAUCAACCUCCUAUGCUGCGCCAUGUUGAUUCGGAUUCGCUGGCAACUGCUGGAAGCCGAUUAUUCCGGCUGCCUUCAGCUGCUGCUCAAAUAUCCUCCUCCGGGGAGCCCGAGCGGGCCGCACACGUUCGUGGCGGAUGCGGUCCAUCUUCGCGACCACAUGGACGCCGCCGGCGGUGCCUCGUUGAUCCUGAAACACACGGGACGAGAGCCCGGCGCCUUUCAGGGACGGCGGCCGAGCACACCGGACACGCCGACGCGGCACUCUCCCCAGAGAGGCGCACCACGCGCGAGGUCCCCGCUGCCGUCGGCGUUGAGACUCACGCAGCAACAGGCGGCCGUGGAGUCGCUGUUCCAGGGGGCCGCGAAAGGUGCCAAGGGGGUGCUGGAGCGGGGCGAAAGGCUCGGCAUCAACCAAGCGGUGCGCGACGCCAUGGUGGAGAUUCGACGGAACAUUCAAGGCUUCAACGAGUCGCGGCAGUCACCGCGAACACGGGCAUUGACCGGCGAGGAGGACGACGCGGCAAAGAUGCUGGAUGCGAUGCAGCGACGCAACAAGCAGCUGGCGAGCCUCCUGCACGAGACGGUCACGACGCUCCGGACGGCAUGCACCUUUGACGUCGAGGACACGGCCAAGAGGGAUGAGCUCAUCGAGGUGGCGACGGCAAGGAUUCAGUUUGUGCAGGUGUACCUCGAAGACUCGUCGAUGGAAGUGCCAAACUUGGCCGUCGCCGCCCCUCCGGAAGCCCCUCUGGAGGUCGAGGCAAGAGAGAGGGAGGGUGACAGCCAGAGGCCGGCCGAGUCCCCUUUGAGGUUACCGGGGAACUUGGAGAGGGUGGCGGCCGUUCCGGAGCUGCUUGUCGAGGCCGAUGUUGGGAACGACGGGUCCAACGACGCAUCACGGCAGCGACGGGAGACGACGAAGGAGGCGGGCGUACGGUCGACGGUCGUUCCGACACGCCCCCACGCGAUGCCGACUCGAUCCACGCUCGCGCAGUCGUCGUUUUCGUGGAUGCUAGAACCGCACGAAUCCGGCUCGCCCAAGACUCCUCCGGCGGGGAACAAGUCACCGUCGACACAACAGCAAAAGGCAAAGAGGCUCUCCAACAGCAACAUCAGCCGCGAGCGAAGCGCCUUUUUGUUUGGCGACUUUCCCCCCGAGAAUAGCGGCAAGGGCGUCGCGGGAUCGGAAGACAUUUUCGGCAUGGAGCCGAUCCAGGGAAGGAGAAGAAAAUCCUAG